AGUCGUCUGGGCUCCGGCGCGCUCGGCUUGCUCUGCUUCUCGGCGGCCCCGGGCUGCCGUGCCAUUCGCCUGUUACCGCAUCAUAUCCCAUACCAGGCCCCGUCCCAUACACGCGGGCCAUGACUGCCUACGCGGUCCUCCUGUCGGCCUUCCUUCGGUCGGGGGCGGAGCUCCUGCCCGGCCCCGACUCCUGCCUCAUCCAGAUCACCGCAGUGGCCGAGAGCGCCGAGCGGCAACGGCCCCAGACCACGGCGCCCCCGACCCUGGCGCCCACGGCGGCCCCCACGGCGACCCCGACGCCGGCCCCCACGGCCUCGCCUGGGGAGCCCUGUCCUUGCCUGAAGAACGCCUGCUUCGAGGCCUACGACCGGAACUCCGACCUGUGCCUCACAGAGGAUGAGUGUGCCGUCCAGGCGCCGCUGACGAACUGCAGCAGCCCGACCUGGGACCUGGACGGGGACGGCUGCGUCAACCUCUCCGUCGAGUGGUCGCUCAUCUUCGACAUGACGAACGGCAGCGUCUGCCCCGUGGAGGCGAGGGCGGACGCACCGGAGUGCGGGGAGGGGUACUACCUCGACGGGAACCCGGUGACCUGCGUCCAGUGUACCACGGGCGCGACGCGUCGGCGACGCUCGUUCGAGUGCUCCGAUUGCGAGUCAGGAGCUUUCGACGCCGGUGACUACGACGACUGCCGCGACGGCAGCUACCUACCGUCUGAUGUCGGCGCGGGAGACGUCAAUAUCCCGGUCACUCCGACUGACCCGCCGUUGUCGCCCGGCGACUGCAUCGACAUCUCCUCCAUGUCCGAGUCUGGCGCAUGCAACGCGUCCGUCGAGACGGUGUGCAUUGAGAGCGUGGGUCCUGGCAAUGAGGUCACCCUCACGUCGCCCCUGCAGAACAACUACACCAAGUACGCUGGCGUCAUUAUCUCGUGCACGACGGUGGACGGGACGGAGCUCAGCCGCAAGCACGACUCGAAUGGAAAUUGCGGGUGCAGGUCGUCGACCUGCGACAAGACAACGAUGUGUUCCAUCGGCCCCGACAACUGCACAUCCACAUGCAUCCCGACUGGCCCGUACCCGAUCCACCCGACCCCGGCUCCGACCGUGGGUGCCAAGGGCGACCCGCACUUGGUCAAUUUGCAGGGCGAGCACUUCGACAUCAACCACGGCGGGGACUUCGUGCUGCUGCGGCUCCCGCAGGACUCCGCGCAGGACGCCGAGCUCCAGCUAGUGGCCACCGUCCAGCCGGAGUUCAAGAGGCCGUGCACCACGUACAUCACGCGGGUCGAGCUCUCCGGUUCCUGGCUGGGCAACGUGUCUGUCCAGGUGCGCUCCUACCUCCAGGCCCACCCCGGUCGGGAGGGCGCGCGCCUGGGGGCUCGCGUCUUGAGCCCCGGCGGCGAGGCGGCGCCCUGGCACAGCAUGGAGGCCUUCUUGGCCGACGGCUCCGACCUGGUGCUGUCUGCACCGGACAGCAAGUUCCACGUGGCGUUGACCAAGAGCCAGUGGUUCCCCAAGAAGGAGACAGCGGCAGGCGCGCCCACCGUGGCCGGGAUGUUUACGCUGAGCGUGCAGGGCCGCAAGGCCCCGUCGCCCGCCAAGAUCUUGAUCCGCCAGGAUCUGCCCGAGCAGGAGCACCUGAACUUGGCGGUCCAGCGCGUGUCCGCGCUCGGCAGGGUGGACGUGGGCGGCCUGCUCGGCUUCGACGCGCACCCGGCGAGUCUGGAGUACGUCUCGGGCAAGUGCCAGCACCACAGGGCGACGGAGAAGUACAGCGUCGAGAGCCAGGAGGACAACGACUACUACUACAGGCCCCUUUGGAAGCAGCGGUGGCAGGAGUCGGCGGCGAGCUAGGGGGGGAAGUGAGAAGGCGCGGGUCAUCUCAGAAGGCUCGGAAUCCCCCUAGCCUUCUGAGAAGUUUUCUAAGCCUUCCCCGAAGACACAGAACACUUCCUCAGAAGGCUCGAAGGCUUCUGAGAAGUCCCGCCGCCUUGAGAGAAGGCAUUCUCCUUCUGAUUUGCUCCCCCUCGCUCGCCGCCAAAGGAUAUCAAGCAGAAGCGGAAGCUCGGCGAGCACGACAACGAGGCGGCCGCCACUCUCAUCGGCGGCAGCGGUUCGAGCUCCAGCCUGGUGUGCAAGUGUCCGACCACCGGGGGGCCCAGGGCCGAGGGCGUCAUCGUCGAGGAGCCCGCCGCGCUGUUUGCCGAGGCGUCCUGGGAUUAGGGCCGCGGGCGAUCCUGGUCAGCCGUCUCUCGCUCCGCGCACGCUGGAUGGUGUUGACCAGGCCGCGUCUUGGGGAAUCCCGAUGUCGUGUGUCGUUUUACCUGGUUCAGCUGCGCCUUGUCGGCUGCGCCCUGGGGGAAGCCUGGUGCUUGACCUGGCCCCUUCAUCGGCGCACUGAGGCUCUGUGCGACGCUCCGCUGUGGCCUUGCGCGCGGAGCGGCAGCAGUAGUUUAAUGGCGGUCCGUCCACUUGUAUGACCUGGGUUGAGCGCCCUGCAUGCACCGAGUCAUGCGGUGGCUGCUUUGGGAGAGCCCCUAGGAGCAGGUGCGCGCUUUGUUCUGCCCGCUAAAGAUUGGGGGAGAAGGUCCAGCUCAUCGAACGGUUCGCCUCUGAUGGCCCU
This is a messenger RNA of Prorocentrum cordatum, 2625 nucleotides long. The record is from the annotation of a GenBank genome assembly. NCBI's taxonomy places the organism in Eukaryota, Dinophyceae, Prorocentrales, Prorocentraceae.